AUGAGUCCCAGAAACAUUAUCAAUAGCUUGAGGUUAAGCAUUCCCUCCACUACGACGACGACAACAACAACUCGCAGCGACGACACGGUCAAAAAUCCUGUCGACAUGGAGAAAGUUCCCCCUUCAAAUGGACCUCCCCCCGGACUUCCCGGGCCUCCUGGACCACCAGGUGGUUGGCUGUGUACGCGCAUGUCGAGACAACAAGAGAUCCUCUUCAACUUAAUGGUGGCAUUCCUUCAACUGAUUCCUCAAUCCACCUUGACGACAGUUUUCCCAGUCAGCCGAGACCUCGCUCAGUCAUUUACCAUAACGAACCCUUCGGUACUGCCAUGGCUUGUCGCUGCGUACGCACUGUCCUUCGGAACUUUCAUUCUGAUAGGAGGGCGACUUGGUGACAUAUUUGGCCAUAAGACCAUGGUAGUGAUUGGCUAUUGCUUCCUCAGUCUCUGGAGUGUCGUCGCCGGGUUAAGUCACUAUGUUGGUUAUGAAUUGUUCUUCGUGGCGCGCGGUUUCCAGGGUCUCGGUGCCAGCCUGAUGGUGCCAAAUGGCCUCGCACUCCUGGGCCGGACCUAUCCUCCUGGGUCCAAAAAGAAGAUCAUCUCCUUCACUCUCUUCGGACUAUGUGCACCGGUCGGGGCCUACCUGGGGAUGAUCUUUGGAGCUCUGUUCACCAGGUUCGCAACCUGGUGGUGGAGCUUCUACACCCUCGCCAUCGUAUCGUCUUUUCUCGCCGUGGCCGCAUCCGUCAUCCUGGUCGCUCCGCCACCGACGCCAAAGCAGAUGCUCCCAGUCAAGGAGAAAUUGCGGGAUAUGGACUGGCUUGGGGCUGUCACGGGUGUGGGUGGCCUGGUCUGCGUCCAAGUCUCUCUCGUCUCUGCCCCUGCCUCAGGGUGGAGUACUCAGUACAUCUUCAUGUUGUUGAUCAUCGGCAUCAUGCUCAUUGCCUUUUUUGUCAUCACGGAACUCAAGAUCGCCGAACAACCACUGGUACCUUUCAAAGUGCUCAAGGCGGAUGUCGGGUUUGUCCUGGGCGCUGUGGCUUGUGGAUGGGCCACGUUCGGAAUCUGGACGUGGUUUCUAUGGAGAUAUCUCCUUGGGAUCAAGCAUGUUCAACCUCUUGAGGCAGCACUGCAAGUUCUGCCCAUCGUACCUGUCGCUCUGAUCGCUUCAGUGUUGACCGCAUGGAUGAUGCGGAAAUGUCGCCCUUCCUGGACUCUAUUCUGGGCUUUGGUGGCUUUCACCUUCGGACCACUCCUUCUGGCCGUCGACUCCGACAUCGACAAGACGAUAUACUGGAGCUGGACAUUUGCCAGCCUCGUGGUCAUGCCUUUUGGCAUGGACAUGUCCUUCCCCGCUGCAACAUUGAUCAUGUCCAAUUUCUUCCCUCCUCAACAACAAGGUGUCGCGGCCAGCCUCAUCAGUACGGUGGUCAACUACUCCAUUUCUCUCGGUCUUGGUCUUGCCUCUACCGUCGAAGUUCACGUGAAUAAUAAUGGACUUGAUCCGCUUGCCGGGAUUCGUGGAGGUUGGCUCAUGGGCGUUGGUCUCGGUGGCUUGGGCAUCAUCAUCUCGGUCGUCUUCGUCGUCAGAUCUGUUCUUCAUCCGCCUCCACAGGGACCAAUGGGACCACCAGCGCCGUCUACCUCGGAUGCGGCCCUGCAAUUGACCGCUCCGAGACCUGACAAUGAGCGGAAGGCGUCGCAAGCUGCCACCAUCUCAAGUCUAGCGACCACAAUGGUUCCUGACAGCGCCACACAUCUGAGCCUCAAACUGAACGAGAUCGAGCCGUUCAACUUCGAGAACAUGCCAGGGUCGACAUCCACGUCCGCGCUUACCUCCCCGCAGUCCCCAUCGUUCAGCACAUCGCCCAACCUCAUCUCCAGCUUUCCGCUUCCUGCAUCACCCAAGCCUAAGGUCAACAUGCUCCGCCGGAUAUCAAGGGACGCCAGCAAGUUGAAACAUUCCGGCAAGGACAAUGCUGCGAAUUUGCAUUCACGUACGAACUCGCAAACCCUCCUUGCCGCGAGCACCGCGCAAUCUCCUAUAUCUGCAUUCCCGAUGCCGGCGGAACUAGAUCCGGUUUAUCGCGUUCGCGGCAGCUUCGAAAGUGAGUCCAGUGGUGAGCCGCGAGCACAGCGCUGGGAGCCCUCUGGCCGCCAAGAUGGCAGUGCCAGAAGGCCGAGUCAGCCAUCGGAACACGGAUUUCCCUAUACCUCCACCACUGGGCUCGGCCUGCGAGAUCCCGAUGGGUUCGAGUACGACGCCAGACCUGUGAUGCCCAAGGGAAUGGUGGGCGAGAGAUUCUAA
This is a messenger RNA of Fonsecaea erecta, 2307 nucleotides long. RefSeq lists its product as hypothetical. Gene Ontology annotation, biological process: transmembrane transport. Lineage: Eukaryota; Fungi; Ascomycota; Eurotiomycetes; Chaetothyriales; Herpotrichiellaceae. The coding region runs from base 1 to 2307 and encodes 768 amino acids. The transcript has a single exon. Gene Ontology annotation, cellular component: membrane. Gene Ontology annotation, molecular function: transmembrane transporter activity. The record is from RefSeq and is a predicted model, not a curated record.